AUGCCUGAUGCCACUGAUUCAAAGAUAAGCAGCAAUGAGUACGCAUUUCCUAGAGGAGGCGCUACUGGAUUGACUCCGCUAGAGGUGAAGGAGAUUUCAAAUGAAGCUACGAAAGAUGUAUUAUUUGAAGUAGCGAAUCAAAAUAAAAGAGCCAAGAGUGGAUCGGAGGCAGACAAACCUAGAAAGAAGCAACGCACAAACAAAAAGAAAGGGCCCAGUUCAGAAGUGUCAAAAACCGGAGAUGACGCCGAGGAGGAUGAGAAGAAGGUACAAAUCGAGUAUUUGUCGUUCAAAAAUCUAGUACCCGGGUCAUUUGUUUUUGGUCAGAUCCAAGCAGUUAACAAAUUGGACAUGGCGUUAGCCUUGGAGAACAAUUUGGUUGGAUUUGUGCCCAUUAAUGCGAUUAGCGCACACAUCACCGGUUUGAUCAAGAAAUAUGAGGAAGAGAGUGAAUACGAGGGUGACGAUGAUGACGAUGAUGAAGAAGGGGAAGGUGGUACUCUCAUGAGUACAAAGCCGGAGAAAGAGUUUCCUGACUUGAAAUCUAUUUUUCGUGUUGGUUCAUGGUUGAAAGCGAAAGUUGUCGAGACAGAAAGCUCCAACAAAAAGAGAAUAGAGGUGAGUAUUGAACCGGAAUUAGCUAAUGCCAAUCUUGAAAAGGAAGACUUGGUUCCAGGAAACAUUGUGCUGUGUUCAGUAAAGUCUAUCGAAGAUCACGGUUUGAUAUUGGAUUGCGGUAUUGAAGGGUUUUCUGCAUUUGUUUCAAACAAAGAAUUGAAAAAUGCUGAAAUCGAUCUCGAAACUUGUAAAGAAGGACUUGUGCUAACAACCACGAUCGUAUCUAAACCUUCAGGAAGAGUCAUUACCGUUAAACCUGCUAUCGCAUCUACUACUGCAAAGAAGCUCACUCCAAUUACCACAAUUUCGUCUGUGGAUGCUAUUCAAGUUGGUUCAGUCGUGGAAGCUCUUGUCAGCGAUGUCACCGAUGCUGGUAUCAUGACAAGGGUAUACGGGUUAGUCGAUGGAACGCUCAACUUUUCCGAUCUUCAAAUCUUCAGUACACAGGAGUUGAAGCACAAAUUCGCUAUUGGAAGUAACAUCAAGACGAGAGUGGUGGCGAUUUUGCAAAAAGGUGGCGUUCGAAAGCUAGUGCUUUCAUUAGUGUCGCAUUCUUUACAAAUGGGCAAUGAAUCUUCGAAAACUGAAGCUCUAGAGGCAUUCCCAGUGGGACACGUAUUUGACGAUGCGGAAGUUCUCGGAUCUGAUCAAGAAUACGUUUAUGUCAAACUUGGGUCAUCCACGUUGGGUCAGAUACACAAUUCGAACAUUGACGAAUCGAAAACGUUGAUUGAUUACAGUGUUACCAGUAAGCACAAAGCGAGAGUUAUCGGAUUCAACAUGAUUGAUAAUUUGUACGUCUUGACUUUCAAACCCACCGUUAUUGAUGCUCUUUAUUUGACAGUAAAAGACAUACCGGUUGUAACACUUUUACCAAGCUGUGAAAUUAUCAAAGUCUUACCGGACUCAGGCGGUAUACAAGUGAAGUUUUUGGAAGAAUUUCAAGGCUUUGUGCCCCCUAAUCACAUGUCUGAUAUAAAGCUUGUCUAUCCAGAGAGAAAGUUUAGAGUUGGGUCCAAAGUUAAAGGUAGGCUAUUAGCUCACAAGGGGAAGACGCCAUUGGUAACCUUGAGAAAAUCAUUGGUCAAUUUGGAAGACGAUGAAAUACUAUCAAGCUUUGAUGAUGCGAAAGUUGGGUCAAAGACCAAUGCUAUAGUAGAGAAAUUUGUCCAUGGAGGUGUUUUAGUGUCCUUUUUCGGAUCGCUUCGUGCCUUUUUACCAAAGACUGAGAUUUCGGAAACAUUUGUUGAUGAUGCAUCAAAGUAUUUGAAACUAGGUCAGGUGGUGAAUGUUAAAAUCUUGGAUAUCAACGAAGAGCAAAAACGUUUGGUGGUGACUUUGAAACAAUCGAGUCAGUUGUCGGCAUCACAAAAGACCGAAAUCGCUAAUUUGAUACCUGGUAUCUCCGUUGUUCACGCCGUUGUUGUUGAAAAGAAAAAUGAUUCGGUAUUGAUUGAAUUAGAAGGGUCCAAUUUAAGAGGAGUGGUUCACGAUGGUCAACUCAGUGAUGGCAAUUACGAACAAAAUAGAGCUUUGUUCAAGAAGCUUGAGAUUAGUUCGAAAGUGGAAGUGUUGAUUUUGGAGAAGGAUUUGAAGGCAAGAACUGUUAUCGCCACUGCUAAAAAGUCUCUCAUUGAAGCAUCAAAGAAGAAGCAAUUGCCUACUGAUUUCGAUGACGUACAACCAAAUAGGAUCAUCAAGGGUUAUGUCAAGUCUGUUACAAAUUUAGGACUCUUUGUUGCGUUUACUGGGAGAUUAACCGGUUUGAUUUUGGCCAAAUACGUUUCCAAGAGCGCCCACGAGGAUUUAUCAAAAAGAUUUUACAAAUAUCAAUCAUUAACAUGCAAGGUGUUGAGUGUUGAUUCAGAGAAUAAAAGAUUCUUGUUGACAAUCGCCAAUGGCAAGGAUAGUGAUGGAGACAAUUUGAUCAACCCCGUUGACCCCACCAAAAAGACUAUUGAAGAUUACGCUUCUGGUAUUUACACCAAAGCCAUAAUUAAGUCUGUUAAAGGAACUCAGUUGAAUGUUCGUUUAGCAGACAACUUGAAUGGUCGUGUUGAUGUGACUCAGUGCUUCAAGUCAACAAAAGAUAUCAAAAACCUUCUCCAACCAUUGCUGUCAGGUUUCCAUAAAGGAGAGGAGCUCAAUGUAAAGGUUAUCGGUAUACAUGAUGCCAAGAAUCAUACAUUUUUGCCAAUCACUCACAACAAAACCAAUAAGCAAACUAUUAUGGAGUUGUCCUUACAAGACCCCCAAGUUCGCAAAAAGAAUUUGAGCGAUUUGAAACUCCCGGAUGUGCAGAAAGGAGACAAGUUCGUAGCUUUUGUGAACAAUAUUGAUCGUGGGUUUGUUUGGGUAUCUAUAUCACCAUCAAUCAAAGGACGUAUUUCCUUUAUGGAUUUAUCAGAUGAUGGUUCCAUCUUUUAUGAUUUUGAGAAUAAGUAUCCAAUUGGUGCAGCUUUGCAAGUUAAAGUCAAAGAAGUGGAUAAUGAGCACCAAACAUUGUCAUUAACGUCGAGAGAACAGUAUAUUUCCAAGUUUGAAGAUGUGGUUAAAGAUAAAACAUAUCCAGCUCGUAUCAUCAAAGUUAAAGACCUGUACGUUUUGGUUGAUCUUGGUGACAAAGUCAUCGCUUCGUCUUUUAUUACUGAUGCUUUGAAUGAUUAUUCUGAUAAACUAGAUCAUGCAUUCCAUGUCAAUGAGUAUGUCGGGGCCACUGUUUUGGACAUAGAUGUCGAUCAACAUAAGAUUUCUGUUAGCUUGAGGGAUAAAGACAGUAUGGAUAAAACUAUCAACUCGAUUAAAGACUUAUCUCGCGGCGAUGUCGUCAAGGGAUUUGUCAAGAAUGUGAGCUCCAAUGGUGUCUAUGUUUCAUUGGGAAGAUCAGUCUAUGCUUUGGUGAGAGUUUCCGACUUGAGUGAUUCGUAUUUGAAAGAUUGGAAAAAGUUUUUCAAACCAAAUCAAUCGGUUACUGGUAAAAUCAUCAACUGUAAAGAAGAAGGUAGAAUCUUGAUGACUUUGAAAGAGAGUGAAGUCAACGGAGAAUUGAAAACCAUGAAAUCGUUUGAUGAUUUAGCUGUUGGCGAUGUAUUCGAAGGACAUGUAACCAAGACUACUGAUUUUGGAGUAUUUGUCAAAUUAGAUGGAACAGUUAAUGUUAGUGGAUUGUGUCAUCAUACGGAAAUAUCAGAAAAUGACGUCAAGAAUGUUAUGGCAUUGUUUGGAGAAGGUGAUCGUGUCAAGGUGAAAAUUUUAAAGAUUGAUCCUUCAAAGAAGCAGUUGUCCUUGGGAAUGAAGGCAUCGUACUUUAAAGACUUUGUGGAGGACGAGAGCGAAGUUGAUGUUGAAAUGAAGGAUGCUGAAGAAGAAGAAGAAGAAGAAGAAGAAGAAGAGGAAUAUGAGAGCGAAGGGAGCGAAAAUGAUGAUGUGGUUGUUGAUGCUGAAAAAGAAGACAAGGAAGAAGAUGUAUCUGAUGAUGACAACGAGAGCGGUGAAGAAGACGACGAAGAAGAAGCACAAGCAACUUCGGAACCACGUUCCUUAUCCACCAAUGGUUUCGACUGGACUGCGUCGAUUCUUGACCAAACCGAGGACAAUAAUACCUCUUCUGAUGAUGAAGAUUUCGUGAAUAAUUCAAAGAGCUUGAAACCGAAGAAAUCUCGUAAGCAAACAAAAGUGGAGGACAAGACUAUUGAUUUGAACACUCGCGCACCACAAUCGGUUGCUGAUUUUGAAAGGUUAUUGAUCGGUAAUCCUAAUAGUUCUAUUUUGUGGAUGAAUUAUAUGUCAUUCAAUUUACAAUUGAGUGAAGUUGAUAAAGCAAGACAAAUUGGUGAGCGUGCUUUAGAAACAAUCAAUUAUCGUGAAGAACAAGAAAAAUUAAACAUUUGGAUAGCAUUGCUAAAUUUGGAAAACACAUUUGGUACUGAUGAAAGUUUAGAUGCUGUUUUCAAAAAAGCUUGUCAGUAUAUGGAUUCAUUUACAAUCCAUCAAAAAUUGGCCAGUAUAUUGAUAAUGAGUGAGAAGUUUGAUCAAGCAAACGAUUUGUUCAAAGUUAUGAGUAAAAAAUUUGGUCAAAAUGUCUUGACGUGGGUUUUGUAUGGAUCAUUUUUGUUAGAUCAAGAUGCGAACAACGAAGCUCGUCAAGUAUUGGCCAAAGCUUUACAAGUGUUGCCCAAACGUGACCAUAUCGAAGUUGUACGCAAAUUUGCACAAUUAGAAUACGCCAAGGGGGAUAUUGAACAAGCAAGAUCAUUAUUUGAGGGACUUAUAGCUGAUGCUCCAAAGAGAAUCGAUUUGUGGAAUGUAUAUAUUGAUCAAGAGAUUAAAUGUGGUGGUGGUGGUGGUGAUGUUGACGAGGACAAGGAGAAGAACAAGAGCAAGACCGCAUCCAAUAAGCAACAAGUUGAAAGUUUGUUUGAAAGAGUGAUUGAGAAUAAAAAAGUAUCACGUAAACAGGCCAAGUUCUUUUUCAACAAGUGGUUGGAAUACGAAGAAAGUCAAGGCGAUGACAAGAUGGUUGGUAAAGUUAAGGCUAAAGCUAUUGAAUAUGUACGUGAAAAUGAGUAA
Lodderomyces parapsilosis is the source of this 5187-nucleotide messenger RNA. RefSeq lists its product as uncharacterized. The transcript has a single exon. Gene Ontology annotation, cellular component: small-subunit processome; nucleolus. The coding region runs from base 1 to 5187 and encodes 1728 amino acids. Gene Ontology annotation, molecular function: RNA binding; protein binding. The record is from RefSeq and is a predicted model, not a curated record. Gene Ontology annotation, biological process: rRNA processing. Lineage: Eukaryota; Fungi; Ascomycota; Pichiomycetes; Serinales; Debaryomycetaceae.